Messenger RNA from Stomoxys calcitrans (stable fly), 3441 nucleotides. RefSeq names its product ELAV-like protein 2 (gene Rbp9). Gene Ontology annotation, cellular component: ribonucleoprotein complex. The transcript is spliced from 10 exons. The coding region runs from base 980 to 2179 and encodes 399 amino acids. NCBI's taxonomy places the organism in Eukaryota, Metazoa, Arthropoda, Insecta, Diptera, Muscidae. Gene Ontology annotation, molecular function: RNA binding. The record is from RefSeq and is a predicted model, not a curated record.
UCGGUUCUGUUGAGUUGAAGACACACACAUAUCGUUUGCGUUUUUUUGAGUUUUUCGGCUUUACGUUUGGUUUCCUUUAUUUUUCGUUUCGUUCAUUUCUCGUUUCGUUUCGUUUUUCCAUUCUGAGUUUGAUUUGGUUUUCGAGAGGGGAAAAAAAUAAACGCAGCAACAACAACAGCCAAAGCAACGCUAUACAUAAAACCAAAUAAAAAGAAGAAAACGAACGUUAUAACUUUCAGUUACUUUUCAAAAUACAAAAAAAAAACCCAAAAAAACCAAUUUUGUUGUAGUUAAAUUUGAAUUUCGGUACGUUUUUGUUUGUAACACUUUGGCUGCCUAACUUAAUUACCAGUUGAGUUUAUGAUUUUGCAAAAUACGCCGCAUACCAAAAGAAAAAUUAAAAAGAAGAAAAAUUUGCAAAUUUUUUUCUGCAAGUGUUUCGUAAUCAAAAGACCCAAAAGAAAUUAAAAAAUAUAUAUAUAUAUAUAUAUUUGUGAUAAAAGCAAUUUUUUUGCCUUAAUUUAAUUAUUGCAAAAACAAAAGCAGCCAUUAUAAAGACCACGAAAUACUACCACCAUUAAAGAGGAUUUUUUCUUUUUACAAUUUUUGUUAACAUUAACAUUUUCAAAUGAAAAAAGUUGAUUUAUUUUUCUUUGACGUAAACAAAUUGUGAUCGUUUGUAUAAAACAAAAAGGCGAAGUAAAAAUAAAAACAUUAAAUACCAAUUUAAACUGAAACUAAUUAAACUGAAAGGACUUGAGUUUUAGAAAAAUAAAGGGGAAAACAGCUCAUUUUAUUUAAAUAAAUUCAUUUAGUAAAAUUUUUAUAUUGUACAUAAACAUCUUUCUACUACACGAAAAAACCAAACUCAUUGAGAUACGUUGACAAGCGUAUAAAACAGACAGUAUUAUAUUCUUCAAUUUAUCAAAUCAACUACAACAUCAUCAAUUUAUCUGCGGGUAACAACAACAAUAACAUCAUGGUUGAGGGUCAACAACAGCAGCAGCAGCAGCAAAAUGGUGGUGGCAGCGCAGGAGCUGCCUUAGCUUCGACUACACCAAAUGCGAAUAAUAAUAACAACAAUAAUCCCAAUGCGACCAACAACAAUAAUAACAAUAACACCGCCGCUAACAACAACAACAAUAAUAACAGCAAUAGCGAAAAUGAUCCGAAGACCAAUUUGAUAGUCAACUAUUUGCCACAAACUAUGUCACAGGAGGAUAUUCGUGCAUUGUUUGUUAGUUUCGGCGAAGUGGAGUCGUGUAAAUUGAUCAGAGAUAAAGUAACAGGUCAAAGCUUGGGUUAUGGUUUUGUCAAUUAUGUUAAGCAAGAGGAUGCUGAAAAGGCCAUAUCAUCAUUAAAUGGUUUACGUUUACAAAAUAAAACUAUUAAAGUGUCUAUUGCCCGUCCUAGUUCUGAAUCUAUAAAAGGUGCUAACUUAUAUGUCUCUGGUCUUCCCAAAAACAUGACACAACCAGAUUUGGAACAAUUAUUUAGUCCAUAUGGAAAAAUAAUUACCUCAAGAAUACUAUGUGACAAUAUAACCGGCGGCCCUAUUGACCAGGGUCUUUCGAAGGGUGUGGGCUUUAUACGUUUCGAUCAGCGUCAUGAGGCCGAUCAGGCCAUUAAGGCCCUAAAUGGCACCAUACCGAAAAAUGCCACUGAACCGAUUGUGGUGAAAUUUGCCAAUAAUCCGAGCAACAAUAAAGCUUUUCAACCAUUGACUGCAUAUUUAACGCCACAGAAUCCCAGAACUCGUGGUUUUCCCACCGCUGCUGCUGGAGCUGCUGCCGCAGCUGCAGCGGCUGCCAUACAUCCCACAGCUGCGGGGCGUUACAGCUCUGUAAUAUCCCGUUAUUCUCCUUUGACCGGUGAUCUCUUGGCCAACUCCAUGUUGCCCGGUAAUCCCAUUAAUGGUUCGGGUUGGUGCAUUUUUGUUUACAAUCUGGCUCAAGAAGCCGAAGAGAAUGUGUUGUGGCAACUAUUUGGACCAUUUGGUGCUGUACAGUCGGUCAAGGUUAUACGUGACUUACAGACAAAUAAAUGUAAAGGCUUUGGUUUUGUCACCAUGACCAAUUACGAGGAAGCUGUAUUGGCCAUACAAUCAUUGAAUGGCUAUACGUUGGGCAAUCGGGUCUUACAGGUCAGCUUUAAGACAAAUAAAACCAAACAAACGUAAUUAUUAACAAAAUUGACUGCUGUUGUUAAUCACCACCAUCACCAUCUACAUCAUCAUCAUCCUGGUGGCCACUUGGCAACACCACUAACAGCAACGACAACCAAUACCCCAUCCAAUAAUAUCCCGGCAUCGGUAAAUAAGACAUGGAUCAAUAAGAACAUUUCGGCCAAUUUAACCAGCGUAAAAAGUCUAAACGAUAUGAAAUUGACGACAACGACAUCCUUGUCCAUAGGAUCUUCAUCAAGCGUGACCAAGUCGUCAACGUCGACAACAAUGACAGCAAUCAGUAAUGCCGCAAAUACCAAUAGCAACACCACCACAACAACUACCACAUUGAGCUCGACGACACAAGCUACUACGACAACAACCACCACCACCACCAUGAAUAAUCUGGCGAAAUUGUCUUUAGGCCACAAUAACCCAAAUCCCAAUCAGGACUUUAGUUCCAAUUCCAGCAGCAGCAACAACAACAACAGCAAUCAAUGUUUAAAUAAGAAAGCAAAACAACAACAAGAUUCAGAACAACAGCAGCAGCAACAACAAUCAUUGCUACAACAAUCCCGUUCAAAUCUUUUAACCUCGUCCUCGAACAAUACGUCCACUACAACAGCUUCCUCAGCAUUAUCCACGUCGUCUACCAACUCCACCACCGCCGCCACCAGCAGCAUCACUACUGCUAUUACACAUCAUUCUACACAAUCCUCAUCGUCCUCUUGCGCAUCCUCAUCAUCGUCAUCGAUGAUUAAGACCUCUAGCAAAUUUGUCUACAAUAAACCUCAAAAUCAUUAUGAACUAUUGCAACAGCGUCUGCAUAUGCAGCAAGAAUUCGCUCAAUUGCUAACCAGUUUGGCUCAACAACAUCAGCAACCCUUCGGCUCGUCAGCCUCUUCCAAUCAGGCAGCGGCAGCAGCAGCCGCCUUCAAUAAUCCCUCUUUGGGAGCGGCAGCAGCUGCAGCCUCCACAUCGGCUGCAGCAGCAGCUGCCGCUUCUUCAAAUGCUGCCAAAAACUCGCUGUCCUCAUUUUUGCCAUUUUCGAAUUGGUUUUUCUAAAAAGCUUAAUUUUUCUAAUGCGGGCUUAGAUUUUGUUUAAAAAAUGAUUUAUCCUAAAACAAGAGCUUGGUGUGGUCGUUAUGGGAGUGGAAUUAUGUAAAUUUUUAAGUAGGGUAUACAUUUUUUUAAGCAAAAAAUAGAGAACACUAAUUCUUUUCGAUUUUAAAAAUCAGCAGCAGUUUAAUUAAAAAUGGAAGUCGAAAAAGCUCGCC